Messenger RNA from Rubroshorea leprosula, 604 nucleotides. The record is from the annotation of a GenBank genome assembly. NCBI's taxonomy places the organism in Eukaryota, Viridiplantae, Streptophyta, Magnoliopsida, Malvales, Dipterocarpaceae.
UUACAGGUGACAACAAUGGUGCUGAAUGUGGACUUACAGAGCUCAAAAUGCUACAAGAAGGUUAAGAACCUUCUCUGCAAAUUUUCUGAAAUACGAGAUCAGGAGUAUGAUGAGAAGGCAAACAAGGUGACAAUUAAGGUGGUGAGCUGCUCGCCGGAGAAGAUCAGGGACAAAUUAUGCUGCAAGGGUGGUGGAUGCAUCAAGAGCAUCGAGAUCGUAAAGCCAAAGCCGCCUCCGCCUCCGCCUCCGCCUCCGGAAACGCAUGUGAAUGUAUCUGUAGAUCUGCAAGUCCAAUGCGUUCAGUGUUAUGGGAGAUCCGUUUGCGACGGCUGGAGCGGUUGUGGAGAAACUCAACCAGGCUGCUCAAUCAUGUAAAUACUAAUAAUAAGACUGUGUUUGGUAUGCAGCCAAGUUAAAUCCAAUACUAAGAUAGAGUUUUGUCUUUAUUCUUUUUUGAGAACUCGGUUUGGAAUCCUGCCAAGUUAAGUCCAAUAAUAAGUAACUGUUGUUUUAUGAAGUGUGUGUUUAGUGGAUUAUGCAGGUGGGUAUUGUUUAUUAGCAAAAUUGUAUGUUACUUUUAUCUUAAUAAAGAAUUGUGCGUGAG